Manis pentadactyla (Chinese pangolin) is the source of this 4067-nucleotide messenger RNA. RefSeq names its product GABA type A receptor associated protein like 1 (gene GABARAPL1). Gene Ontology annotation, molecular function: GABA receptor binding; ubiquitin protein ligase binding. Bases 292 to 726 code for a protein of 144 amino acids. The transcript is spliced from 5 exons. Gene Ontology annotation, biological process: macroautophagy; autophagy of mitochondrion; cellular response to nitrogen starvation. Lineage: Eukaryota; Metazoa; Chordata; Mammalia; Pholidota; Manidae. The record is from RefSeq and is a predicted model, not a curated record. Gene Ontology annotation, cellular component: autophagosome membrane; cytosol; autophagosome.
CGCGCCCGGCGAGGUGACGUCACGGGCCGCCGUGCCGCGGUGGUGGUGGUCCGCCUGCGCUCGGGAAAAGCCGCCGGGAUCGCUGCGCCUGGCGGUGCACUACGUCCGCACCCGGGGACACGACAUCCCUUCCGAAAGCUCAGUCGGAGCUGCGUUGUGGCGGAGCUGGUAUUUCUGAGGCGAUUGUGAUACAGAGUGAAAGUUGGAGGAGGGACGCCAGGCGGGAGAGACGCGGCGCUCUGCGAGGGAGGCAGGCCCCGGCCCGGGAGCUUAGGAACCCUGCGGGCCAUCAUGAAGUUCCAGUAUAAGGAGGACCAUCCCUUUGAGUAUCGGAAAAAGGAAGGCGAAAAGAUCCGGAAGAAAUACCCGGACAGGGUCCCGGUGAUUGUGGAGAAGGCUCCCAAGGCCAGGGUGCCUGACCUGGACAAGAGGAAGUACCUGGUGCCCUCGGACCUCACCGUUGGCCAGUUCUACUUCUUAAUCCGGAAGAGGAUUCACCUGCGGCCUGAGGACGCCUUGUUCUUCUUUGUCAACAACACUAUCCCUCCCACAAGCGCUACCAUGGGCCAGCUGUAUGAGGACAACCAUGAGGAAGACUAUUUCCUGUACGUGGCGUACAGUGAUGAGAGCGUCUAUGGGAAGAGAGCAGUUUCUGUUUGGAAGCAGAUCAGUCAAGACUGUCUGUCCUGCCUCCAAGGUGGGCUGAGUUAUUGUCUGUUUUAUUAAAAUGCAGUCUUACCUUUAAGAGGCAAUUCUUCCUGAAUAAGCUGGGCCUUUUAGGAGGCUAAAGGAAAGCUUACUUUAUGUGCUAAUUGACACAAUGAAAGCAUAGGCUAUGCUGGGACACUUUUCUUUAUCUGGGGGGUAUUCAAAUAUUCUAGGCCAAGUUGCUCCUGGCCUUCUGAGCUUUAACUGACUAAUUCAUUAACUCUGAGUCUUUUCUGGCUGUCUAGUUUCAACUAGUUAACUCUCUGAGUCCCUUCUAGUGGGCUUUACUGUCCUUAAAAAUUCUCUCUCCACCCCACUCAUAUCUAUUUUCCUGCCCAACACUAUGAGAAAAUAUAGAAUGCUUCUAUUGUUUUCCAUUUUAAUCAAAACACACAGCUAUCUACUGACAUCUUUGAUAAAAUCACCUGAGCCUAUGCUAUUGUUGAUAAUUCAAAAAUUGAAUGGAUAAAAUCACUCUUAUGUAAUUAAAAUAACAAAGGAGAAAAAUACCUUGAGGAAAUCCUUAGGAUCCAUUUUAAAGACUUUAAAAAAUUAUAUGCUAGCAAUGAAAAACAAUUUGUGAGGUAGCUCUGAAAAAUACUUACCCUUAGCUGUCAUGAUUGCUGCUUGUACUAGAACAAUUAAAUAAAGGCAGGCAAAUACUACUGUAGCAAUGCACCACGGAGACACUGUUCAAAGAGAGAGAAGUGGGCCGCUGUGAUCAAUGCAAACGAGGCUCUGGAAUAGAAUUUUGGUCAAGAACUGUACUGAAAUCUAAGUUCAUGGGAGUACCGUGCUGUGGGGAAAUCUACCCCAGCCCAUGAGGGGAAAUGUACAAAUGAUUUUGCAAAUAUGGGCACAACCAGAGAAGAUAUGACUAUUUUUAUGAAAGAACAAAUUAUUUGUGGACUAAAAAAUUGCCCCAUUAAAUAAAUUUUUAAAAGACUACAAGAGAGCACUUCAGAAAUCCUAUGAGGGAUUUAAUUCACCACCCUCCAGCAACUUUUAAAAAAUGAUUUUUCCCAUCUUUGUAGCAGAACGAGGUUAAGAAUAAAACUCCUACGGUGGUAGUUAGUUUUGAUAAAACUCCGCUUGUUGUGAGAUACCUCACGAGCUCCAUUUUCUGUUUAGAAAUACUGAAGUUCUAGAGGAGCACUUACCUUUUGCAAGACUAAUAACUCACACUGGAAAAGUAUAUUUGAGACAUUCUUUAUUCUCUGCCUAUGGGACAUCAUUCUAGGCCACCAUGGCCUUCAGUGGCUUAUAUUUAUUCCCAUUUGCUUAUAACACAGCAUUUCAGGUCACUAUGACCAGCCAAGAAAUGGUGGCAUGAGAAAAGAAUUCUGACUCAGAGAUUAGUCCCAGAAUUUGUUUGUAUGAUGAGUUCAUCAAAAUAUUCAAGCAAAAAAGGGAAGCUGGAGUUUUAAAUGUUUUUACCUUUUGUCUUAAAAAUCCUAGUUAUUUUUCUCUUCUGAAUACUUGAAGAGCAAUGAAAUCUGAUGUCUGAGUAUAUUAUACUUUCCUCACCAAACUCUAGAAAAUAGAAAAAAAUGCAUGUAAUAACUAUAAUAUAUAUAAUUACCAUAUGUGUGUAUAUUUGUGUACAUAUAUGAUACAUGAACAUACAAUUUAAAAGCAUUUAGAAAUCAUAAAACUUGUCCUAUUUUAUGCUUAUAAGAAAGUUUUUAAAUUUGCUCAGUCACGUAGUUGCCUUGUGAGAUAUGGCAAGUUCUUUUUAAUUCUUAGCUUCUUUUAUAAAGGAUAACAACAGUAUUCAUUCAUAGAUGUAUUGUGGAGAUUAAUUUAAUGUGUAUAAAAUCAAUAGCCUAGUACUUGAAACAAUAACCAUACAAUAAGUGUUAUUACUGUAGUAGUAAUAAUAGUAGCCAUGUGGAAUAGUAAUUAUAAGCAUAUAAUGGGCAAUAGCAUCUAGAGUAACACUGAUUGCAGAAGCAAGAGUAGAAAUAUAAAAGUUAAUUUAAAAAUACUAUCUUUGCCCCUUCCUAUAGUUGAAUUUAAUCUUAAUGAAAGAAGUAUGAAAAAAAAUCAUUUUCACAAGGCAGAUAAAUUCUCUUAACUGUAUACUACAUAUACUCCUUCAGUUCAAGUGAAGCAGAACUCAAAGCCACCAAGUCAAUAACAUUUUUCCAAAAACUAUUAAAUCUAACUCCAUUGUAACUAUUCGCUUAUCACACAAUGAUUGUCUGAAAUUUAAAUUUUAAGAUCAUUCAUAAAGACAAAAGAUUUUCAAUUCCUCCUCUAAAAAUAUCUGGCUAUGGACUUCGUUUAUUAUGUUCUUGCCAAAUAAAGGGGUUGUUUAGUAAUAACAGCAGUAUCUAACUUUACCUGUAUUUGUUUCAUGUAAUUCUGCCGGCAAAGGCUGAACAUCAAGGCAGGGACUGGAUGGCGCCGACCUCUCUGGUUCCAUAGCUUAGAUUAGAUGCAUGGAGCAGAUAAUGAGCAGAGGGUAAGAAUGAGACAGGAUUGAGGAAACAGAUCUCUUAACAUUGCAACAUCAGACAGGAUGUUUACUUUACGCUUAAUAUAUAAACUACUUUUUUCACUUAAGAAAAUAAAGGACAAUGUAAGCCAUGCCCUAGAGAUUGCUCUUCUUCUAUGUAUAAUGAAACACUUCUUCAUUUUUGAAGAUGAAAUUUAAAAUUACAUUAGCCAUAAUGGUUUCUUCUCUGCCUUGUUAUUUUUUCAAAGACAAUGAAGAAACAAUAAAGACUAAAGCAUAUUGAUGUAAAUAAAUGAUAUAUUCUAUUUGAGUAAGAUUGAUUUUUUAAUCUUUUUUCAUGGCUUUAGGUAUUCAUGCUCAUUAUAAAUAAUUCAAACAAUAUGGGAACGUAUCUUAUAGAAAAUCAAAACAAUGUAAAACCCUCUUCCCUCAGUAUAACCACUGUUCACAUAAUUAUUCAUAACUUAUCCUAAUUUUUCAAGGUACUAGUGAGGUGUUUUGUUUAGAAAACUAAAAGGAACAAUUUAACUAUCAAUAAAUUAAAUAAUGAAAUUAAUUAUAAUGUAUUUCUACAAUAAAACUUGUACAGCCAUUAAAUGUCUUUCAGAGAGUUUGGCAGGUCUUGAUAUGAAUAAUUUUCAUGAUACAGUAAGUGGGAAAAAGGUACAAAUUAUUGCAUAAUAUGGUGUAUCUUUUGUAGAAAAAAAUAUAUGUGUGCUUGUAAUAUAAUGAUGCAUGUCUACUUUCAUGAUUUAAAAUUGUAAUAUAAUAAUAUAGAAGUGAUUAACUUGACAAAUUUUUAUUUUAUAUAUGUGGUUACAUUUUUGUGUUUUUGUUUUUAAUGAACAUACCUUAUUUUUGUUAUUGAAAGGAUUAAAGUGUACACAUGUGAAAUUUU